Molecule: messenger RNA, 798 nt
Organism: Dovyalis caffra
Lineage: Eukaryota; Viridiplantae; Streptophyta; Magnoliopsida; Malpighiales; Salicaceae
Source: the annotation of a GenBank genome assembly
AUGAAAAGAUCAUCUACAAAAAGUACCGAGAAAAGGGAUUUUAACUACAGGGAGAUAGACUGGGAACUUAGGCCUGGUGGCAUGCUUGUCCAAAAGAGAGAUGUUGGGGUUGGCUCUUCUGGGCCUAUGAUCAAGAUCAAGGUCUCUCAUGGCUCAUGUCACUAUGAUAUUGGUGUGCCUGCUCAAUCUUCUUUUGGGGAUUUGAAAAAGGUUCUUGCCCAUGAGACUGGUUUGGAGCCCAAGGAGCAGAGGUUAUUGUUUAGAGGCAAAGAAAGGGAGAAUGAUGAAUAUUUGCACAUGGUAGGUGUAAAAGACUUGUCAAAGGUGAUACUUUUUGAGGAUCCAGCUAGCAAAGAGAGGAAGCUUGAGGAGAUGAGGAGAAAUCAGGGUACAUUAAACGCCUAUGAAGCUGUUGCCAGAGUGAGGGCAGAGGUUGAUAAACUUUCCGAGAAGGUCGUUGAAUUGGAGACAACAUAUUGCAGUGGCACCAAGAUUGCAGACAAAGAAUUUGUUGUCUUGACAGAAUUGCUUAUGAUACAGCUGCUUAAAUUGGAUUCAAUUGAGGCUGAUGGAGAAGCAAAAGUGCAGAGAAGGAUUGAGGUUCGUCGAAUCCAGAGCUUUGUGGACACUCUUGACAUUUUGAAAGCUAGAAAAUCUAACCACAUCAGCAAUAGUAGCCAUGCAGUAUCUGUGACUACCCAAUGGGAGACGUUUGCUUCCGGAGUUGGAAGCCUGAGUGCCCCAGUUCCAAUACAAUCUGCCACAAAAGUAACUCAGGACUGGGAGCUGUUUGACUAA